Mytilus trossulus (common blue mussel) is the source of this 1605-nucleotide messenger RNA. Its product is annotated as G-protein coupled receptor daf-37-like. Gene Ontology annotation, biological process: G protein-coupled receptor signaling pathway. The record is from RefSeq and is a predicted model, not a curated record. The coding region runs from base 75 to 1346 and encodes 423 amino acids. Gene Ontology annotation, molecular function: G protein-coupled peptide receptor activity. The transcript is spliced from 2 exons. Gene Ontology annotation, cellular component: membrane. Lineage: Eukaryota; Metazoa; Mollusca; Bivalvia; Mytilida; Mytilidae.
AAAGCAACCAAAUAUGUUCAGACUAGGACUUGUUUCACUGUUUGUAGCUGAUCCAGAAAGAAAAAGUGUUGACGAUGGAAAAUGUGACAACAUCAAAAGCAGAGGUCGAAACCUUUGUGAACACUUCUGUUGGAAUCUCGAACAGAACAAGUCCUGUGAGACAGAGCUACUUAAUACCAUGGAAUAAUCCACACAAUGUCAUUACUCAACAAACCUCAGAUGACAUACUGUUUGUUCUUCAAUGUAUCAUAUUUCCUAUCAUUACUCUGUUUGGGUCCACGGGCAACAUUAUGAGUCUUGUAAUAUUGAUACAGAAGAAACUAAGGAACAGCACUGGUGUCAUACUUAUCGCCAUCACCAUUGCCGACCUAUGCUUUCUGAUUACAAACAUGACCAGAAAAUCUUCCUGCAUUAUUAGUUUGAUCGAUGAAUACGCAGAGGAGAUCUACACGGCAACUAUAUUUGGACCCCUUUUCUUUGUCAUUACAUCAUUUAGUCGUGUUUCAGCAUGGCUAGUUGUUCUCGUCUCCAUCGAGAGACUUAUUGCUGUUACAUUUCCACUGAAGAUUAAAGUCUGGGUAUCUAAACAGAGAAUGAUUAUAGCUGUGAUUGUAAUAUAUAUUUUAACUUUCGUUUUCUUGAGUCCUAUUGCAUUCCAGUACAAAGUUGGAUCCAUGUUCAGUCGGAGAACGAAUACCACUUCCUACUUCAUAUCAACAAGUGAGUUCUACAGUUCUUAUGAGGAUAUCUUGACCGUUCAUAAUGAAAUACUCGGCACUGUCCUGUUUCGUUACCUACCGGUUUUCUUUACUAUGCUUUUUAAUAUGAUUAUUAUCAUUAAUCUGCAACGACGAAGUUUGAGGCGUAAAGCAAUGACGUCAUCGAAAACAGAUAACAAAUCCGAAGACAAGAUCACAAGGAUGUUAUUGAUAAUUUCAGCAGUUUGUUUGUUAUGUACAACACCUGGUUCCCUGCUUCUACUGGUUUCCAGGUUCGUUGAUGGUUUUGAGUUUUUUGGAAAGUAUCAUAACAUCUUCGUUGUGUUCAGUGAUUUAAGCCUCCUGUUGUCGAUGAUCAACUCUUCAGUUAACUUUAUUAUCUACAUGGUUUGUAACAAGCAGUUCUCAGAAGCUUACAAGACUAUUUUCUGUCGAUGCAGAUCCAUCUCUACAAUGAAGAAACACCAGCCAACAAUGACGGAUACUUCAAAGGGGACUACCAUCACCACCGUCGGGUCAACGUCAACCAAUGAAAAAAUACCACCAAUUGUCCCAGACGAAACUUUUACUUCCAAUGAGAUAUCUGAGGAUCAUAUAAAGUGUUCGCCAACUACAGAAGAUAGUUAAAUGUUAAAUAUCUAGACAAAUUGACUAGCAUUAUUAUCCACCAUCUUAAUGUGCUUGAUAUGAUAGAAAAAAGUUAACAACUCAUUGACUUUAAGAAUUGAUCAAAUAUGAUGUAAUAUGAAAAUAAAAAAGAUAAAAAAUAGUUUUGAAAAAGAGCAAAACAUAAAUGUGAAUAAUGUUGACGCUGAAGUUUAUUUAUUUGUGAUUGUUAAUUUAUUAAGUGUUAGUAAUAAACUGUUAAUAAAAGACAUUUCUUGUC